Echinops telfairi (small Madagascar hedgehog) is the source of this 2834-nucleotide messenger RNA. Its product is annotated as zinc finger protein OZF-like. Bases 202 to 1836 code for a protein of 544 amino acids. The transcript is spliced from 5 exons. NCBI's taxonomy places the organism in Eukaryota, Metazoa, Chordata, Mammalia, Afrosoricida, Tenrecidae. Gene Ontology annotation, biological process: regulation of DNA-templated transcription. The record is from RefSeq and is a predicted model, not a curated record.
AAGGACGCCUUUAAGACGCGUGCAGCCAUAGCAGUCACGGUAGGAGGUCCCCGCCUCGUCCAGGCCCGAGAAAAUGAAUCCCGUCUAGACAGCGACCACCUGGGCCAGUCACCUUGGCUUGUGAUCCACGUAUACCUGCCUGGUGACUUGCUUCCAAGGCCAUUCCCUUUCAGUGACUUACUGGUGUUGACAGAACUUUCAAUGGACUCAUUGGUAUUUGAAGAUGUGGCCAUCGACUUUACACAGGAAGAGUGGGCCUUGCUGGAUUUUUCUCAAAGGAAACUUUACAGAGACGUAAUGGUGGAAACAUUCAGGAACCUGGAUUCGAUCUCUUCGCAGGGUAAUGAUGGACAAAAGUGCAAUGAGCAUACAGUGAAGCAAUUCAUGAAGAAUGACUCCUGGUUGUCCAUGUUAGGAGAAAUCUGUGAAUUCCUUGGGAAUGAAAAUUAUGUCAACCAGGAAUGGCCUUUGAGAAAAUGUAUGAUAGAGAAUUUCCAUACAAGCAAAGAAGAUAAUGUGAAGAAAUAUAAAGAGGAUGAUCAGUGUGGAAAACUUUUCAAUUGGACUGAAAAUCUUUCUAGGGUCAAGGAAACUCCUGCCAGUGUAAAUCCUUUAGAAUUUCAUGAGAGAGGUGGUCAUACAUUGAAUCAUUGCAUCAGAUCUCACACUUGUAUGAUUUAUGGAGAAACUUACAGUUGUCUGUCUUAUCUGAAACCUCAUUCAAAAGAGGAAUUUUGUAACUGCGUAGCUUUUGGGAAACCUUGUAGUUGUUCAUCAUCCUUCACUAAAUAUAAAAGAACUCACAGUGCAGAUAUACUUUAUGAAUGUAAGGAAUGUGAGAAAGCCUUUAAUCAUUCCUCAACACUUACUGAUCAUACAAGAAUUCACAGUGGAGACCGGCCUUAUGAAUGUAAAGAAUGUGGGAAAACAUUUGUUUAUGCUUCAUCUCUUGCUAAACAUAAAAGAACCCACAGUGGAGAGAGGCCUUAUGAAUGCAAAGAAUGUGGGAAGGCCUUUUGUAGCCCCUCAGCACUUUCUGAGCAUACAAGAAUUCACAGUGGAGAGCGGCCUUAUGGAUGUAAACAAUGUGGGAAGGCAUUUAUUAAUGCUUCAGCCCUUGCUAAACAUACAAGAACUCACAGUGCAGAGAGGCCUUAUGAAUGUAAAGAAUGUGGGAAAGCCUUUAGUCUCUACUCACACCUCACUGAACAUAAAAGAACUCACAGUGGAGAGAAGCCUUAUAAAUGUAAUGAAUGCGGGAAAGCUUUUAGUCGUCUCUCAAUACUAUCUGAUCAUAUAAGAACUCACAGUGGGGAGAAACCUUAUAAAUGUAAGGAAUGUGGGAAAGCCUUUUGUCAUCCCUCAGCACUUACUGAACACACUAGAAUUCACAGUGGGGAGAGGCCUUAUGAAUGUAAAGUGUGUGGGAAAGCAUUUAUUUAUACUUCAUCCCUGGUUAAACAUAGAAGAACUCACAGUGGAGAGAGGCCUUAUGAGUGUAAAGAAUGUGGAAAAGCAUUUACUCAGUAUGCACACCUUACCGUACAUAAGAGAACACACAGUGGAGAGAGGCCGUAUGAAUGUAAAGAAUGUGGGAAAGCCUUCACUCAGUACUCACACCUAACUGAACACAGAAGAACACACAGUGGAGAAAGGCCUUAUGAAUGUAAGCAGUGUGGGAAAGCUUUUAGUCGUCUGUCAGCACUUACUAAUCAUACAAGAAUUCACAAUGGGGAGAGACGUUACAAGUGUAAAGAAUGUGAGAAAGCCUUUACUCAGUACUCACACUUAAUUGAACACAGAAGAACACAGUGUGGAGAGGUCUUAUGGAUGUAAGGAAUGUGGAAAAACCUUUAGUCAUCUCUCAGCACUUACUGAUCAUAUAAGAAUUCACAGUGAAGACAGGUAUUAUGAAUGUAAAGAAUAUGGGAGAGCCUGUAGUCAAGUUCUUCAUGCCUCAAACAUAAAAGAACACAUAGAGAAACCUUGUAGAUGUAGGGGAUUGUUAACAUUUAUAUAGGCCAUAUCUCACACAACACUAUAAGUAACUCAGUUCAAAGAGGCUCUGUAUAAAGGGAUAUGAGAAAGCUUUUGUUAUUCAUCAAGGAACACGUGUAGAAUUAUUAACAAGUGUGGUAGAGAAUGAAUUCCUUUCACAUGCCGCACUAGGCAUAUAAGCACUCCCAGCUGACUGUGUAAGGAAUGAAAGAAACUGCAGUUUCCCCUGAGUUUCCCAAAGAUGUGUGAGAAUAUCCAUCAGAAAAAAGACAUGUAGACACAGGUUGGGAAACUUGGAGUCAUACCUUUGCAAAACCUAAAAGAAAGUGUGUGUGAUAGAUAACCAAGUAUUGUAAAGAAAAUGUUAGGAAAGUUUUUACUUCCAGUCCUUUCCAAGGUGGUGAAGAUUCACACACAGAUCAAAGUCUUCACUAAUUAAAUCUCCUCAAUAUAUGAAAAUUCUCAUGUAAAAUAAACCAUUAUGUAACAGAUCAAUGGUGUUUUAGAGUUCUUACAAAACAUAAGCUAUAACACUGUAGAUUGUGCCUAUUGAAUGUAAAAAAGAGGAAAUUUUUAGUGUCCCUUUUUUCUCAGUACCCUUAUGAGAUCUCACAGAUAAGCUCUGGGAUUGGAAGCAAAUUACCCUUUUAAUUGUAUCACUUGACUUUGAAUGCCCAUCAAAAUGUCAUUUUACUUUUGUUAUAUUCAAAUUGCCUUGAUUGGAAAAUUGUCGACCUUUAUUUUUGAAGUUUUUUUACUUUUUCACGUUCUAAUGUAUUAUCAAAUUUUUAGUUUAACAACAUCAUUAAAAACCACAGACCCAACUUAGUAUCCCA